AAAUGUAUACUAAUCAACUGCUGAUAUCAUAACAAUAACAAAAACAACGUCUGUGUAGAUCGCAUCAAUAAAUUUGGAAACUAGUGAAUUGCAGGAGUCAUCGCUUUUCCUUUCGCCAAGCUAAAAAUGUCUGAAAACCAGAAAAAGACGGCAAGCUUACUGUCGAACAUUAAUCCGCCAUCAGAACUACCAAGUUUUAUUACAGCAGUAGCACCACCAGUCGCCUUACAGCAACCCGUAGCUGGCGAUCAUCAAAGUGAAGAGUCCCCUAAAAAGGGCACUGAAACAGAUCCCUUUAUUCCAACAACAUUUAGUCCAGCAAUACCUGCUAGCAAGGAUACCAACUAUAUUGGGCAACAAGAUCCGGAUGCUACUUCAGCGAGCGGAACAGCCAAGAUAAGUCGAGAUUUUGCCAGCAUGGUGUUAAAUCCAGAACCACUGGCAGAGGCAUUGAGCCCAAUCACGCAGAGUGGAUCGGCCUUAUUCGGUUGGAUGAAGGGAGCGGUUAGCCACAAUGGUAUUUUGCAGAAGGUUGCUGAGAAGGCAAAGAACUCGGUGGAUACAAUUGUGACGACUUUGGAUCCUCAGAUGAAGGAGUAUAUCAAUUCAGGAGGAGACACGGAAGUCAUUGUGGCUUCAGACAAAGAUGACAAAGUUCGUCCAAUUCGAGAAGCAUUUCAAACAGUUUUUGGUAAAGCGACUGUUAUUGGUCUUCCUACACAAGCAGUUGGAAUCGCUGCUCAGCCGGUCGGUUUUGCCGCAGGUCUAAAGGGAGCUGAGCAUAGGAUCAAUUUGAUUCGCGCAGAGAACCCUCGAGUGGAUGACCAUUUGCCAGUCGUUGCCGUGGAAAAUUUUUUGGUCGAGCUAUAUCCCGAGCAAUGGUUUGAUGCUGGUGUUAUCGUGCUGUUUGAUUACGCUAAAAAUAUUUUACUUAAGACUGUUACUCAAAUGACACCGAUACCACUCCCUGUUGUGGCAUCAAUUCAGGCCGACACAUCGGAAGAUUAUCAGCUGAAGGAUACUGGCUUCGCCGUUACAGUUGGAAGCGUAAUGGCAAAAAAUUUGAAUACACAACACACAGAAUGGCACAAAACCUAUACAUCGGUUAGCCGAUCGGAGAUGAUACUGAAUGCGGCCAAGACGAUUGCUACCUUAUACAAGCAGGCUGUGGCGGAGUACUUUGCGAGUGCAAUUGGAUCUUCCGCGAGCACAACUGAAUAAGAUUUACUGAAUGCCAGCGUUUCGAUAGGGUGUAGAUGUGGACACUACUAGAUGCUGGUUUCUAGCUUAUCUCGUAAUGCAUUGAUUUGUGUGUAUCGGAAUAUACAUAUGUUAGUUAAAGGCAGAUACUUUAUAUUGUUAAUGUUUGUACAAUAUGUUCAACUUAGUUUUAUUUUGCAUCACGAUGCAUUGUUUUUCCUUAGAAAACAAACGACUGCACGGUUCGUUCUGUGAAUCAAUUUGUCGUAAUGCAGAAUAAAGCUGUAUACAAUUAUGUAUUUAGGAUCGCUUUAUUUUCAGAAGUUAUAUUAAUCAAUACAAUCUACUAUAUUUUACUGCUGUUAAGCUUUCUUCAAUUAAUCGAAAAAU
This is a messenger RNA of Topomyia yanbarensis, 1590 nucleotides long. Its product is annotated as protein PRRC1-like. Lineage: Eukaryota; Metazoa; Arthropoda; Insecta; Diptera; Culicidae. Gene Ontology annotation, biological process: activation of protein kinase A activity. Gene Ontology annotation, molecular function: protein kinase A regulatory subunit binding. Bases 127 to 1221 code for a protein of 364 amino acids. Gene Ontology annotation, cellular component: cytoplasm. The transcript has 5 exons. The record is from RefSeq and is a predicted model, not a curated record.